UUCCACUCCGCUUGUGUAAUAUAAAUACCUUCCCUCUCCUUCCACCAUUUUUUCUCAAACCAAUAUAAAUCCACUCUUCCUCUUCCUCUCUUAAUUCCUCUCCAUAAAUUCGGGAAAAAUAAUAAAAAAAUAAGUAAUUUCAUGGAGAUGACGUCAGCCAGAGGAGGUAGGAGGUUCUGGCAUAUUGUGAGGUUGGUGUUCCUGGGCUUCUCCAAGAACAAGCUUAUGGUCGACCUCGACCUCCUCCUCAAGCGAGGCAAAAUCGCCGGAAAAGCCCUCUCUCAUCUCCUCAGCCACCACCAUCACCACCACGGCGGCGGCGCCGGCGGAGGUGGCGCCGCUUCCAUGUACUCCGCCCUCACCUGCCAGUCCAUGGACCCCAACCUCGCCUUCUACAGCCCCCGGGAGGUGCAAUUCAGCUUCAGCAACACCCCGUCCUACCCCACCUUCCGCCGCCACCGCCGCCGGCGUCACCACCGCCGCUACGAUGACGACGACGCCGUGUUCAAGGCCAUUGAAAUUCUCAAUGCCGAGGCGGAUAUCGAUAACGACGGGGGCGGCGAAGACGAAGAGUACUCUGCUUCGGCGGUGGCGACGCCUUCGCUGGCGAUUUGGAAGAGCCCCGCGGCGCAGGUGAGGCAGCUGAGGAUCACCGACUCACCGUUCCCGCUGAAGGAGGAGGAAGGGGAGGCGGACGGGGGGAUCGACCAGGAUGCGGAGGAGUUCAUCAAGAAGUUUUACGAGCAGCUGAGUCUCCAGCAAAUGAUAACCCCGGUGAUGACGACGGCGCCGGAGUACAUGAACCAUCGCCGGCGGCGCGAUCUGCCACUAAUGAUGGGACGAGCUUAAUUAAUUAAUUAUAUUAGUGUUGCUGUUUGGUUUAAUUUCUCCAUCCACCUGUGAAUAAAUUCUACAAGUAUUCUAUAUAAUGAAUAAAAAAUUUAUAAUUAGAGUUGUAAUGAGAGUGUAAUUUUCAAC
Molecule: messenger RNA, 978 nt
Organism: Zingiber officinale
Lineage: Eukaryota; Viridiplantae; Streptophyta; Magnoliopsida; Zingiberales; Zingiberaceae
Exons: 1
Coding region: 142-849 (235 amino acids)
Source: RefSeq, a predicted model, not a curated record